Soboliphyme baturini is the source of this 210-nucleotide messenger RNA. NCBI's taxonomy places the organism in Eukaryota, Metazoa, Nematoda, Enoplea, Dioctophymatida, Soboliphymatidae. The record is from the annotation of a GenBank genome assembly.
AUGAAAGAGGAGGAGAAAGGGGAAGAGGUAAAGGCGGUGAACGUAGAAGAGCAAGAUGAAGAGAAAGUGACAAGAAAAAAGUCCUUGCCAGAAAGGGUGAAAUGGAUCCUCGGUAGAGAUCUUCCUGAGUUGGAAAAGCGCCGAACCGGCUACGGGUGUCUUGAUGCGAGGGCAGUGCGCGCUGACCUCUGGCUGCAACGGCCUGACUAG